Molecule: messenger RNA, 4787 nt
Organism: Phlebotomus argentipes
Lineage: Eukaryota; Metazoa; Arthropoda; Insecta; Diptera; Psychodidae
Gene: bma
Product: SCY1-like protein 2
Exons: 17
Coding region: 316-2790 (824 amino acids)
Biological process (GO): protein phosphorylation
Molecular function (GO): protein kinase activity; ATP binding
Source: RefSeq, a predicted model, not a curated record
AAGAAGAGACUCUCCAGCCCAGAAGCUCUCUUUCUCUCACACUGAGGGAAAAGCAGCAGCGAAAGCUCGCUCGCAGACGCAUUUCCAGUCGAAGCGUCACUGGGUCUGCAACAGGUACGCGGCAGCAAGAGUGUGUGGCAAUAUUCUGUGUCAAGGCGCUCUCGAGUGCAUCGUCUGCCGUGGAGAAUUGAAUUUGAUGAUGGCGCAAGAGGAUGUGCUGUGGAAAUAGUGUGUGAUCGUGGCGGGCGAGGGCGCUACGUGGGGGUCAAGUGGCUGGCCGGAAGGAUCAGUGUUUGAGAAAACAGUUGUGAUAAUAUGCCUGCAGCGACGAUGUUCUCAAAGUUCAAAAGUGGCACAGCUGCUCCACAGAAUCCAAUCGACAGCAAUCCCAUAUCGCAAUAUUUCGAAAUUGGCCGACAAACAGCAGCAGCUGGACCGGAAUUGGUGUGGAAAAUAUAUGAGGCUUACAAGAAAUCCGACGGCAAGGAGUGCUCAAUAUUCCUGUUUGAGAAGCGAUGUGCGGAGAAGCUGCACAAGCCGAAGCGCAAGGAGACGGUCACGGAGCUUCUGCGGGCCUCCGUAAAGCAACUGGAGCGAUAUCGCCAUCCGAAGAUGCUGCAAGUCAUCCAUCCUGUGGAGGAGUGUGGCGACACAUUGGCCUUCGCCACCGAACCAAUACUCGCCAGUUUGGCCAAUGUGCUGGCUUUUCAGGAGUCGGGCGGCGGCAUCACGGGACCACCGAGCACUGGAGCCUCGCAGGUCACCCCACCGCCGGGUGCAGCACCAAAAGCCCCGCACGCCAAGGAGUAUCGAUUUCUCGAUAUUGAACUGAAAUAUGGAAUAUUACAGAUCAUCGAGGCCUUGUCAUUUCUUCACUAUUCUGGCCAUGUGAUACACAAAAAUGUCUGUCCCUCAUCAAUUCUGGUGACAAAGAAGGGAACGUGGAAGUUGGCGGGCCUGGAGUUCAUUGAGCACGUCACUGAGUCAGAUGCAGUUGAACCGAUUAUUUGUCAACCGUGGAGUUCGAGGCAGUCGAAGAUGAUGCAGCCAAAUCUGGACUUUAUGGCUCCUGAAAUUCAAAUCCGCUCAAGUUGCAGCAUUCUCAGUGAUAUGUUCUCAUUAGGAAUGGUGAUUUGUGCAAUAUUCAAUCACGGUCGACCACUAAUUCAAGCAAAUAACUCCACUUCAGCGUAUUUAAAGCAAUUAGAACUGUUGGACGAUGGUGUGCACAACAUGCUUCCGCGCGUUCCAAUUCCACUGCAAGAAGCAACAUCUCGGCUCGUGAGCAAGGAACCCACCGCUCGACCGACCGCUCAACUCCUUCAGCUGAUCAAAUAUUUCGCCGAUCCCGCAGUCCAUGCCCUCCAGUUUCUCGAUGUGAUAAACAUGAAGGAUUCGCCGCAGAAGGUGAACUUCUACCGGACAACACUCAAAGACGUCCUUCCCUACAUUCCCAGGAAAUUGUGGUGGCAGCACGUCUGGCCCUCCCUUCAGCCCGACCUCAAGACGCAGGACUCUCUGGCAGCCGUCCUGCAGCCCAUCCUCGUGCUGGUGCAGGAAUCUACCGUCGAGGAGUACGAGGAAACUAUUCUGCCCAUUUUUCGCUUCCUCUUCGUGUCGCCUAAAACUGUCCAAGCCACGGUGACGCUGCUGGAGAAUUUGCAUUUAAUUCUGCUGAAGACGUCCCGCGACGAGAUCCGCCUCGAGAUCCUCCCGCUCCUCUUCAAUGCCUUCGAGAGCACCACAAUUCAGGUGCAGAACGCCGCCCUCGUGGCUGUCAUCAAUGUGUACGAGUAUCUGGACGAGAUGGCCAUCAGGCGGAUGAUCCUGCCCAAGAUGAAGCUUGUUUUCGAGAAGAACCAGAGUGACCUUAAGAUUAUGGCGAAUGUGCUGCAGUGCAUUGAGAAAAUCUUCGACAAGCUGGACAAGUCGCAGAUCAUCGACGAAGUCCUCCCGCUGCUGUGGGAGGUGCGCCUCUCCGAUCCCGAGAUAAUCCUGCGUGUUGUGCACAUCUACAGAAUAAUGCUGAGCGACAAGAAGUACGGACUGUCCGUGAAUAUUAUGGCCACCAGAGUGAUGCCGUCUCUGCUUCCGCAGACCGUCAAUCCCUCGCUCAAUCUCGAGCAGUUCACCAUCUUGCUGGAAGUGUUGCAGGAGAUGCUGGAUCACAUUGAUCGGCAGCAGCGCAACAAGCUGAAGCUGGACAAUCUGUCCAUUCCAUCUCCGGAGCGUCACAGACCACUGCGACACCAGUUCUCCUCGGACAAUAUGCAUGUGCCGCCCUUCAACAUCCCCAAUUUGCGCAUCGACCAACGAAAGACCUCCAGCGCCGAGGACAUGGCACGAAAGAAUUCAACAGGAUCAGGCAUGCUAGGCGGAUGGUGGUUCGGUGGCUCCCCCUCUUCGCCGGACAGCAACUUCCUUCGCGUGGCGAAUGCGUUCCCGAACCGCCGCCUGUCGGACAACACGCUAAUGACGCCCAAGAUCCGCAUCGCGCCAUCCUGCGCCUCGUCGCCGGGCGGCACUCCCGGCGGCGGCCUGCCCAUUCGGCGCCACUCCAGCAUUGGACCACAGGAGCGCCGCAGCUCCGCCAUCAAUCUCUCCCCACCGACUGGCGGAUCCAUGCCGAACACGUCGAGCAGUGUGCCCUUCCUGCUCUCCUCCAGCAUGCAGUCCAUCCGCUCGCGGAGACCAUCCACCUGCUUGUCGUCCGGGCCGCUGGGCUCUGGAUCCGGCCUCCUGCAGCAACUCGGCUCGGGCAUGUACCAGCUGUUCUCCGGUCGAACAUAAAAUGUUUUCCCACCCCCUUCGUGAACAUGUGAACACUCAUACGAUCACACACUGAGCGCUUAUCACGGUUAUCACGUGCGUUUGAGAUGCCGACGCGCCACAAAAAUGCUCUAUGUUCUGGUAUGGACAGUCGGGGUGUCACUCUGUCUCCCUGACUCGAAAUCAUUCUAUGAAUUUAAUGCAAUCAGCAGCGGAAAUGAUAACGUACAGCAGAAGUGAAACAUAAUUUUAGUGUAGUGAAAGAGGAGAUAAUAUGACAACUCUCUGUGUGUUCUGUUGACAUUCUCUGGAAUUUUUGUCUCUAUAGUUUUCCAUACUAAAUUUUCCCAAUAUUGCUUGUCACUCAUUCGCAUAGGAAAGAGAUAAUGCGAGGAAAAUGAAAAAAAAACAUGAAUGAGGCAAUUUCCCAACCCAUUUUCCUCCUGCUGCACUCAGGCGAAUCAUAGUGAAAUACAAUGUGAAUUAAAAAAGUCAAGGGCCAAAUGGUGAAGGCAUGAGGAAAAUAUAAAAGUAUUCAAGUAAAUAAGAAAGGAAGAAAUAUAUGAUAAAAUCAUGAAAAUUGACUAUUUUUCUCUUCAAACACAUAGAAAAGUAAGGCAAUAAAGAAUAAGAAGCAUCCUUCAAAGAGGAUUCACAAAUUGAAAUUUAUACACAUUGCAGCAAAGAAGAAGUAACACCUCCACUGCAAGAUAUGCAAUACUUGGAUUUCUAUCUAAUCUAUAUUACUCUAGUCUAGAGCAAUAAUUAUUACACUUUAAUUAAUCUACUUUUUUCAUCCUGCUAUCAUUUCCUCACACAUUCGCCCAGUCGACGUUUUUGCACAUGUAAAAUCUUCACACGAGCUUCCUUCUCACUCCUUUCAGGAGCAGAAAAUCCAUUUUUAUCAAGAAAAAAAAACCUUAUUUUAAGAACAUAUUCAAUUGACAGAUUUUAAAGUGUCUUAUAUGAAUUUAUAUUGCAUCGACAGACAAAUGAAAAUAUACUUAUUCACCAAGGAAAACAUGUGCACAAUGGCAACUGGGUCAAUUCUUACUCUGUCCUUUUUGCAAAACUCAAACAAGAGCUAGAGAAAGCAGUCUUUUGGAAACGUUUAUAUCCACGUAAAAUUUUGCAUUCAUAAUCACCUGAUUUUCCUUAUUUAUACUUCUCACUCUCUCUCCUGAGUUUCCCUCACCGCUAUUUUCUCUGUCUUCUCUUUGGAUAUGUAUUAAUCUCAAAUUCCAUCAACUCUCAUUUUUCCUCAUUUUGGAGCAAAAGAUUUCUCAAAAAAGAUCUCACACUCAAAUGUGUGAGAAAUGUACCAGAAUUUCAAGUUAUAUUUUUGUCCUCAACCAAAAAAAACAAACUGUUUUUUCACCCUUCCUGACAAUAUUUAUCUGUUUUUCAUUUAUGCAAAAUAAACAAAAAAAACUAUAUUAUAAAAGAGAAACUUUACAAUUUCGAAGUUCUUCGAGAAAUUCUGGUAAUUAUACAAAUACUUAGACAAGAAUUACAACAUAAACUUUAAAAAUUAAAGAAAGAAAGAAAAAAAACCGUGAAAACUCCUUUUGUGAAGAGAAAUUUAUAAUAUAUUCCAUUAAGUGUGCAAACAUUUCAUAAGAGAUAAGAUGAUAUUCCAUAUAUAGAGAGAAUAUUUCACAGAAAUCUAUAUAAUUGUUAUAAAGUGUUUAAAAGAAAGAUGAAUACAUAUAUAUAUAUAUAUAUUUUAGGGUAAAGUGAAGAUAUAGAUUUUUGAAAUAUGAGGAAUAUAUUGCAAGUUGAAGGGAGUUUUAGCAAACGGGGCCGGAUUCCCGUUGAUUUUAACCCUCACGCUGGUCGUGAUAUUUAGAUAAUUUUCAAUUAUUCAUAUCAAUUUAAAGGAAAGAUAUAAAACAUAAUUUUGUCACAUAAAGAAAAUUCUUGUUUUUAUUAAUUAUAGCUGCCACUCAUCUUAAUGAAGAAGUAAAGAGAUAGAAUGUAAUUUGAAAAUAUUAAGAUAAGUAAUAUUGAAAAAAAAA